UUUUAAAAAAACCCACAGCCUCUGUGUCGUCGCUUGAGGCGAGUCAUUCUUUGAAGCAUGGGGUGCAUUUUGGAGGGGUUUCUGUGGGCCUGGAUUAUCCUGGAGUCUGGGGUGUGUUCAGUUACACUGCCAGAAAUAACAGAUAGGAAAUUCAUCGAUGAAUAUGUGAAGGAACACAACAGGGCGCGGUCAUCUGUCAGUCUGCCUGCAAGUAACAUGCUGCAUAUGCAAUGCAAAACGGCACUUUGGGUGGAUAAAAAACAACAUUAUGACUACAACAGCCAAGGCUGCACAAAUGUCUGUGGCCACUACACCCAGGUUGUGUGGGCGAGCAGCUACAAGGUUGGAUGUGCAGCCCAUCUCUGCCCAAAUGGUGUUAAAGGAACUCACUUUGGUCCUAGAGAAGGGGUCGUUUUUGAAUGCAACUAUGCUCCAGUGCAAGUUUUAUACGUCUUCAAAUUUGCUUCAACUCUUAGUUUAUGAAUUGAAUUUUUUUUUUGACAGUUUAGGGUUAUAACUGGUGAGGCAGGAGGAGCGCCAUAAAUAGUGGUUUAUAUUUAAACAAAAUGCACCAAUCUUACCUGUCUAAAGGGUUAUGGGUAGCUAAGUAAGUUCUGAAGACCGAUUACAACACAGAGGCGUGUUGAAGGCUGUCCAAUUUCAAAGGCUCCUACAAAUGCGGCUGACAAAUCUGUCCUUCCUCCCUAGACUAACAAAGGAUUUAUACGGUGUGUCUUUCAUUGGCGCAACAUAUCCCUAGAGUCAUUGCCCGCAAAUUCAGAUGAGCUGGCAAACUAUGAAGUGGCAAACUAUGAAGUGGCAAAGUGAUACAUAGUAAUUGGUUUCAACGCGGCCGAAGAGCU
Molecule: messenger RNA, 863 nt
Organism: Labrus bergylta (ballan wrasse)
Lineage: Eukaryota; Metazoa; Chordata; Actinopteri; Labriformes; Labridae
Source: RefSeq, a predicted model, not a curated record